CCCAGGGUUGGCCGCACGCGGAGAGCUGCGUCCCGGGACCCGCGCGUGGAGCGACGGCGGCCGCGAAGGCCAAGCUUAGUGGGAGAAGCGGUGCACGCGGCCUCCGCCCCUUCCUUCCCGGAAAGGUGGCGGCCCCGCUCCUCCGCCGGCUAUGGAUCCGCAGGGCGGCGACGGCGGGCUCGCUUUCCGCGGCCCCCACAGCCGCCCCCACGAAAAGGUGAAGCUGCGGAAGAGGAAGUCCACCCUGUACUCCGGCGCCCAGGACAAGGGCGCGGGGCACCGCCGGGAUCUUCUUGGAGAAAACAUUUAUCUGGUCUUGUUUACCAUUGCUUUACGGAUAUUUAACUGCUUUUUAGUCCAGACAAGUUUUGUUCCAGACGAAUACUGGCAGUCUCUUGAAGUGGCACAUCACAUGGUUUUCAAUUAUGGCUAUUUGACCUGGGAAUGGGCAGAAAGACUGAGGGGUUACACUUACCCCUUAGUGUUUGCAAGCAUUUACAAGAUUCUGCAUCUUUUGGGAAAAGACAGUGUUCAGUUACUGAUCUGGAUCCCGAGACUUGCCCAAGCACUUCUGUCUGCUAUAGCAGAUGUCAGGCUUUACUCACUAAUGAAGCAACUAGAAAAUCAGGAACUGGGAAGAUGGGUGUUUUUUUGCCAGUUGUGUUCUUGGUUCACAUGGUAUUGCUGUACUAGAACCCUUACAAACACCAUGGAAACUGUUCUUUCUAUAAUUGCUCUUUUCUACUAUCCUUGGGAAGGUUCAAAGUCCAUGAACAGUGUUACGUACUCAUUCCUGGUGGCUCUUGCCUUCAUAAUCCGUCCUACAGCUCUCAUUCCGUGGGUGCCUUUACUCUUCAGGCAUUUCUGGCAAGAACGGAGAAAGCUUGAUCUUAUUCUACAUCAUUUCGUACCUGUAGGAUUUGUAACCUUGAGUUUGUCUCUGGUAAUUGAUCGAAUUUUUUUUGGCCAAUGGACUCUGGUUCAAUUUAAUUUCUUGAAAUUUAACGUGCUUCAGAAUUUGGGAACAUUUUAUGGUUCACAUCCGUGGCACUGGUACUUCAGUCAAGGAUUUCCAGUUGUGCUGGGUACUCACUUACCCUUCUUUAUUCAUGGCUGCCUUCUAGCUCCAAAGAGAUACCGGAUACUUCUGGUGAGUGUGCUGUGGACACUGUUAGUAUACAGCAUGUUGGGUCACAAAGAAUUCAGGUUUAUCUAUCCAGUUUUACCAUUUUGUAUGGUGUUCUGUGGAUACUCACUUACCCACCUGAAAUCAUGGAAGAAACCAGCUCUAAGUUUCCUGUUUUUAUCAAAUAUGCUCCUUGCACUCUAUACUGGUUUAGUUCACCAACGAGGCACUCUUGAUGUCAUGAGUCAUAUUCAAAAAUUCUGUUACAACAGUCCCAAUAAAUCUUCAGCCUCAAUACUUAUACUGAUGCCAUGCCAUUCUACUCCUUAUUACAGGUAAUGUAUGUGAUGUUAUUAAGAAAACUGAAAGUUAGCUGUGGAUGUAGCUCAGUGACAGAGCACUUGUCUUGUCUAGACAUGUACAAGACUCUGGGUUCAACCCAGCAACAUAUACACACACAAAAUUUAAAAAUCUCCGCAUCCAAACAAUUGGUCAUUGUUCAGAUGGUAAUAAAUUUUAAAACUCAAGCCAGGUGUGGUGGCACAUACCCAUAAUCCUAGCACUCUAGAGACUGAGGCAAGAUCAAGACUUGUCAUUUUAAUGGUUUGACCUUAAAUGUCCUUCUGGCACAUAAAGGGAAGACAGCAAGAAUCCUUUCCCUUUUAUCACCAGUUUUCUACUUACCAAAUAAGCCUUCAGAAAACUUCUGUGUUAACAAGGUAACUUACCUGGUUUCAAAAACCACUUAAGACUUCUGGACCAGCAUACAAAUGCAGAGUUCCUCAAGCUGCUAACUGACCCUACUUCUCUCCUUGAAAUGGAGUUUUAUGCUUUAGUCUGGGCUUGUUAUGCUUUUGUUACAUAGGAAAGUCAGAUGCUCCAUCUUUGAUAAAAUGUACUAAGGCUUGCUUCCUCACCCUUCACCUUAACUGGAAUACAACUUACAUAUUCAGAUUUCUCAUUUUGCUAAAUAUAUAUGUGUGUGUGUGUAUUAAUAAUAAUAUGAACUUUUUUUUUU
Molecule: messenger RNA, 2144 nt
Organism: Castor canadensis (American beaver)
Lineage: Eukaryota; Metazoa; Chordata; Mammalia; Rodentia; Castoridae
Source: RefSeq, a predicted model, not a curated record